Xiphophorus maculatus (southern platyfish) is the source of this 4428-nucleotide messenger RNA. It is a transcript of the gene adamts10, whose product is annotated as A disintegrin and metalloproteinase with thrombospondin motifs 10-like. The transcript is spliced from 27 exons. Gene Ontology annotation, molecular function: metalloendopeptidase activity. Gene Ontology annotation, cellular component: extracellular matrix. Bases 542 to 3895 code for a protein of 1117 amino acids. Lineage: Eukaryota; Metazoa; Chordata; Actinopteri; Cyprinodontiformes; Poeciliidae. The record is from RefSeq and is a predicted model, not a curated record. Gene Ontology annotation, biological process: proteolysis; extracellular matrix organization.
UCUGCCGCCGCCGGCGCCGCCUCCUCUCCGCUCGGCUGCAGGGCGACAGAGGACAGACUCUCACCAGACUCUCCUGCAAGGGGACACGGGCAGGAGGGAAUUUGUUCCCCUCUGCUAUCAUCACCAAAAGGUUUCCCAUCUGCCUCUGAUUACCUUUGGCUGCAGUUGGUUAGCUGCCAGCCAUCCGGGCCAGUGUGGCGUCUCUGCUCGCUUUUGAAUCCCCAAACGGCUCGAAGGGAGCCGGGAAGGAAGGGCAGCGGAGAGAGGCCGAAAAGCUGCCAGCGCUGCUGUUUCACCCCCAUCGCAGAAGUCAAGUCUGGUGUUUUCUCCGUCUGUGAGGAGCUUCGCCAUCGCUCAGUGACAGACAGACACGCUGCAGGUGCAGAGAGUCUCUGGUCAUCCUGCAGCUAUGGCCCGACCAAGCGCUGAGCUGUCCCUCUGCUAGGCGACGGGGCAUCCGACAGGGCAGGAGACAUGUUGGGACAGAGGACCGAGGACCACCGCACUGAAGUCUGUUACUAUAGCAAAUACUGUAGUAACCAUGGAAAAGCUAUGGAGGACUGCUCUGGUCUGCACUGUCGUUGUCGUCCUGGUUGCCACCAAGAUCACAGGAGGUCACAAGGAUGAGUUUGCUAAAUCACAAGCUGCUUUUUUGUCCAGCCUAGGCCAGUAUGAGAUCGCCAUCCCAGUACGUGUAGGACCAAAUGGCGAGAUGCUGGACACAGACAGGACAAAAUACCACCAAAGAAGACGACGAAGCACUGAAGACAGGCUGCCUGACUCUCUCUUCUACCAGCUGUCCACGUCGCAGAACAACUUCCUGCUGAACCUGACGCUGCAGGGAGGCCUGCUGUCCCGCCAGUUUAGAGUGGAGUACUGGAAGAGGGGCCAGGUAGCCUGGAGUCACCCGUACUCUCCCCAUUGUCAUUACACGGGUCACCUCCAGGACCAGCCGCACUCUAGCAAAGUGGCCCUGAGCAACUGCAACGGCCUGCAGGGGGUGAUUGUUGCAGGGGGAGAGGAGUACCUCAUUGAACCGCUUGUCUCACCAGAUAACCAAACCCGGACAGAGAGAGGGGAGAGGACAGAAGGGCGCCCCCAUGUGGUUUACAAACGCUCAUCACUGCACUAUCAGUACAAGGGCCGCUCCUGCGGGGUCAUUGACGAGAAGCCAAUGAAAGGCGCUUCGUGGUGGCAGCGGACCCUGAAGACGCCGCCUCACCAUGUCGGCCGCAGCCAGCUGCCCCUGAAGCGCUCGGUCAGUCAGGAGCGCUACGUGGAGACGCUGGUGGUGGCCGACAAGAUGAUGGUGGGAUACCACGGCCGCAGGGACAUUGAGCAGUACAUCCUGGCCGUCAUGAAUAUUGUUGCCAAACUGUUCCAUGAUUCUAGCCUGGGGAAUGCAGUCAACAUCGUGGUGACACGACUCAUCCUGCUCAUGGAAGACCAGCCAACACUGGAGAUCAACCAUCAUGCUGGGAAGUCUUUGGACAGUUUCUGUAAGUGGCAGAAAACCAUCCAGCACCGCAGCAGCAGCUACGGAAACGCCAUCCCGGACAACGGCAUCGCUCACCACGACACCGCCGUGCUCAUCACCAGGUACGACAUCUGCAUCCAGAAAAACAAGCCCUGUGAAACUCUAGGUCUGGCUCCAGUGGGAGGGAUGUGUGAGCCAGAGAGGAGUUGCAGCAUCAACGAGGACAUCGGUCUGGGAACAGCCUUCACCAUCGCCCAUGAGAUCGGUCACACAUUUGGGAUGAACCAUGACGGGAUGGGGAACGCCUGCGGGCCACGCAGCCAGGAGACCGCCAAGCUGAUGGCUGACCACAUCACCAUGAAGACAAACCCGUUCAUCUGGUCGGCCUGCAGCCGGGAUUAUAUCACCAGCUUCCUGGACUCAGGUUUGGGCUCCUGUCUGAACAACAUGCCGCCAAAGCAGGAGUUUGUUUACCCCACCACCGCCCCCGGUCAGGCCUAUGACGCAGACGAGCAGUGCCGCUUCCAGUACGGCAUCCGAUCCCGGCAGUGUAAAUAUGCGGAAGUCUGCAGCGAACUAUGGUGCAUGAGUAAGAGCAACCGCUGCAUCACCAGCAGUAUACCUGCAGCAGAGGGAACCAUCUGUCAGACAAAUACCAUAGAGAAAGGGUGGUGCUUCAAACGGGUGUGUGUUGCGUAUGGGACUCGUCCAGAGGGGGUGGAUGGAGGCUGGGGUCUGUGGUCCGCCUGGGGGGAGUGCAGCAGGACCUGUGGAGGUGGAGUCUCCUCCUCCGUCAGACACUGCGACAGCCCCAGGCCAACCAUCGGAGGAAAAUACUGUCUGGGAGAAAGAAAACGUUUCAGGUCCUGCAAUAUUGAUGAGUGUCCUGCAGGCUCCAGGGACUUCAGAGAGAUCCAGUGCUCCGACUUUGACAGCACUCCUUUCAGGGGAAAAUUUUACACCUGGAAACCGUACAGAGGAGGUGGGGUGAAGCCCUGCUCUCUCAACUGCCUCGCCGAAGGAUACAACUUCUACACGGAGCGAGCUCCCGCCGUGGUGGACGGCACGCCGUGUCGAGAUGACUCUCUGGAUGUUUGUGUAAACGGAGAGUGUAAGCACGUGGGCUGUGAUCGUGUGCUCGGGUCAGACGUGCGUGAAGAUCGCUGUCGGAUCUGCGGUGGCGAUGGGAGCAGCUGCAUCUCCGUGGAGGGAGUCUUCAACGACUCGCUGCCUGAAGGAGAUUAUGAAGAAGUGGUGAGAAUUCCUAAAGGAUCAGUGUUCAUCCACAUUCAAGAGCUCAACAUUUCCCUCAACUACCUUGUCCUGAAGAGCAAAAAUGACCAGUAUUUUAUCAAUGGGAAGCUUAACAUUGACACGCCUCGAAGGUUCAGUGUUGCCGGGACGAUUUUCCACUACAGGCGGCCCACCGACGGUGCAGAAAUGCUAGAAGCUCUGGGCCCGACAAACAUGACCCUCGUUGUCAUGGUGCUGGUGAGGGAGGACAACCAGGGGAUCCACUAUCGUUUCAACCCGCCUGUCAGCAGGGAUCCCAUGAGCGGCUUCGCCUGGCAGUACACGUCCUGGUCCCGCUGCUCAGCUUUGUGUGCAGGAGGUGUACAGAUCCAGCAGGUCGUGUGUAAGAGGCAGUCGGAUCUUUCUGUCGUCUACAAUCACUUCUGUGACAAGAAGAGCAAACCUAAAGAGAAGAGAAGAACCUGCAACACUGAGCCGUGCUCCCCAAAGUUUAUUUCCGCUUCCAGCUGGUGGACGGGAGAGUGGUCGGAGUGCAGCCGCAGCUGCAACGGCGGCCUGCGCACUCGGGAGGUGUUAUGUAAAAGGAGGAUCUCUGCGGUGGAGGAGAAGGUCCUGGACGACUCGGCCUGCAGCUCCACCCGCCCCUCGUUCACAGAGCCCUGCAGCAACCACAGCUGCCCUCCAGAGUGGCUGGCCUUGGACUGGUCCGAGUGCACACCCAGUUGUGGUCCUGGCUACCGACACCGCGUGGUGUUGUGUAAGAGCGGGGAGAGCGGCGACACAUUGCCAGACUCAAAGUGUCCCAAAAAUGGCCGCCCGACCUCCAGGGUGCGCUGUAACCUGCAGCGCUGCCCUCCUCCUGUCUGGGUGACAGGCCCGUGGGGAGAGUGCUCUGCCAGAUGUGGUCUGGGUCAGGAGAUGCGCUCGGUGCAGUGCCUGGCCCACACUGGCCAGCCAUCCAACGAGUGUCUGGAGCAUCAGCGGCCCGCCGCCAUGCAGCAGUGCAAGAGCAAAUGUGACGCCAGUCUGCCCGUCAACUCAGAGAACCCAGAAGAGUGUAAAGAUGUGAGCACUGUGGCGUACUGCCCCCUGGUGCUCAGGUUCAAGUUCUGCAACCGGCCAUAUUUCAGACAGAUGUGCUGUAAGACCUGCCAGGGACACUGACGCUGCUGCGGUCGCGGGGUCAAACAGUAAGACUGAACCUUUUCCACUGAGCCUCGCUGCAGCAGCCUUCACCGUUUCUCCGUCGGUUCAAGCUUGGGGUCCACUGUCAAUGCUGACAAACAGGUUCCUGAAAUUAGUCAGAGGGGUGCUUUGUUUUCCUCUCCUCACUGAUAAUCCAGAUUUGAAAUCUCUGGACCAAACAUCGUUCCACUGGAGGAGAGGGUCCAGCGCUGAAACCUGGAGAGGAAGGAGGGAGAGAGGCAGCAGCUGACCCUCUCUUUGCCUCUCUAAACUUUGACUUUGUCUUAAUAUUUUGGUGCUAUACGUUUUAUUUUGGCUACGGGACUGGUAUCAGUAAUCUUAAACUCCACUUCUUAUUACUUGAGUGGCUUAAAUGUUUAGCCUGUUAUACGUUUUUAAAACAUCCACUUUGAAAGGAAAUGAUUUUCACGGUAUCUGUGCCCACAACACUGCAAAAACACAAAAUCUUACCAAUUAAUUUUGGUCUAGUUUCUAGUGCAAAUAUCUUAGUA